GACAGGACCCAACUGACAUACUGCCAAGUUCCAGAGAGAAAUGGGGAAAAAAACAAGUAGGUAAUAAUGACGGCACGGACAAAAAAAUAUGUAAAACCAAGCGACGAUCUGAUCUGUGAACUGGCUAGCAUCCUCGGCCGGCAAUUCGAUUGCAUUCAUUGUCAUCCAUCGAAGAUCGAAGUGAGUUAUCCGAGGGGCAGCAUAGAUAGGGCUAAAACCCGGACGAAAACCAGGACACAGGAGGAUCGGGAUCGGAAAGAGGAACGGGAACGGGAACAUAAACAGGUAGCACCGCGAGGCGAAGAGGAGCGGAGCGGUGAGAGUUGGAAGCUGUUCUCGAGGAACUCUUCCCGGAGGCAGAAGAAAUGUUUUCGGCGGUGAAGCCGCUCUCCAAGUAUCUCCAGUUCAAGUCAAUACGCAUCUACGACUCCGUCUUCACCAUCCACUCCAGGUGCACCGUGGUCAUCCUGCUCACCUGCUCGCUUCUCCUGUCGGCGCGCCAGUACUUCGGGGAUCCAAUACAGUGCAUCAGCGAGGAGAAGAACAUCGAGUACAUACAGUCCUACUGCUGGACCAUGGGCACCUACAUCCUCAAGCAGGACACCUUCGGCGAUCAGGAGCAGGCGCUGGUUUCCCCAAGCCAGCAAGUCUCACCUAACUCUGCCUUCUUCUCAUCCGCCACAACCAACGCACCGCAGUCAUCCUCAAGAGUCCGCUCCAGACCCCACUUCACAUCGAGUCUGCGCAGGAUUGGCGAGUACAACGAGGCCUACGCGCGGUCCCUGUCGAUAGCCGAGGGCGUGGGCCCCGAGGUCCGCGGCCAGACGGAGCGGCAGUACCUGCGCUACUACCAGUGGGUCAUCAUCCUGCUGCUCUUCCAGUCGUUCAUCUUCUACUUCCCCUCAUGCCUGUGGAAGGUGUGGGAGGGCCGGCGGCUGAAGCAGCUCUGCUCGGAGGUCGGCGAGGCGCUCCUCUCGGAGGAGACCUACAACACCCGGCUGCGCAUGCUGGUCAAGUACUUCACCACCGACUACGAGGACAUGCACUUCUGUUACAUGGCCAAGUACGUCUUCUGCGAGGUCCUCAAUUUCCUCAUCAGUGUGGUGAACAUAAUCGUGCUGGAAGUGUUCCUGAACGGAUUCUGGUCGAAGUACCUGCGCGCGCUGGCCACCAUUCCGUUCUACGACUGGGAUCGCUGGAACCGCGUGUCCUCGAGCGUCUUUCCCAAGAUCGCCAAGUGCGAGGUGCUCAAGUUCGGCGGGAGCGGCACGGCGAACGUGAUGGACAACCUGUGCAUCCUGCCGCUGAACAUCCUGAACGAGAAGAUCUUCGUCUUCCUGUGGGCGUGGUUCCUGCUCAUGGCCCUGAUGUCCGGCUUGAACCUUCUGUGCCGGCUGGCCAUGAUCUGCAGCAGGUACCUCCGAGAGCAGAUGAUACGCAGCCAGCUGCGUUUCAUGACCAAGCGGCAUGUGAAGCGUGCCCUGCGUGACCUGACCAUCGGCGACUGGUUCCUGAUGAUGAAGGUCAGCGUCAACGUGAAUCCCAUGCUCUUCCGGGACCUGAUGCAGGAACUUUGCGAGCUGCGCACCUCCGAAUCGGGCAGCACCCUGGAGAGUCCCGUCUAGGAUAGCUAGUGACCAGGACCACGGAUAGGAUUAGGAUCCCCAGUUCGCCUCGUCCUCCGACUGCCCACUACCAAUUGACGUUGCCGUCGUUCGUUAAUUCGUGCCCUUAUCACAUGCCUAAAUCUGUAUAUUACAUAUAAUUCCUCUCAAUUCCUUUAAAAAUUCUGUACUUCUAUGUUUUAAGACAAUAAGCGAGUAAAAAUCUAUUUUAAGUCACGCUAUUUUGUAAAAUAUU
Drosophila simulans is the source of this 1860-nucleotide messenger RNA. RefSeq names its product innexin inx5. The transcript has 2 exons. Gene Ontology annotation, molecular function: gap junction channel activity. Lineage: Eukaryota; Metazoa; Arthropoda; Insecta; Diptera; Drosophilidae. Gene Ontology annotation, biological process: phototransduction. The record is from RefSeq and is a predicted model, not a curated record. Bases 366 to 1625 code for a protein of 419 amino acids. Gene Ontology annotation, cellular component: plasma membrane; gap junction.